UACAACCCAGACACAACCACAACCAACGCCUAAAUCAAAAUUUACCUCUCUAGGUACCCAUCAUGCCUGCGGUGGGUGUCGAUCAACCAACGCCCGUAGUUCCAGAACGACGACGAAGACAAUCUCCAGAGAUUAUCGAUGUGGAUUUACUCGAUGAUGAUGAUAUUCUCCAGGUGACAGGACAUUCACCACAAAGAAGACGGCUUACGGAUGGUGCGAGUUCGGUGUCUGCUGGGCGAGACUCCAUACUUGUGCUCGACAGCGAUGAGGAAAGAGACAUCCAAUUUAUCGGGAGUAAUUUCUCUCCACCGCGAAUGCGGUCAAACAAUCGUUCCCGCAUCUUUUCUCCACCACCACACAUACAGCCAGAUGUCAUUCCACCUGUCCCUCCUGUGCCACCGCAAUUCGUACCUAUGCGGCGGAGACCGCCUCCUUUUCCCAGGAAUCCCACAGACACAUCCGGUGUCGUUUUGCCCAAUGAACACCCGUUUCCAUUUGAGGCAAGCUUUAGACCAGCUGCUCGGCGAAGAGAGAACCCGUCUGCACCAAUUCCUCCCCCUGCCGCCGCACGUCCUUCACACCAUGUUCCACCAAUGGGGUUUGGCGGUGCCUUACUAGCAAUGACAAGACAUGCCCUUGGUAAUGGUAGUCGGUCUAACGAUGACGAUGGGAUGGCUAGGAGACGACGCUUUCUCUACCCCCCCACAGCAGUGGGCAUGUUCAGACGUUGGGGUGGAUUUGAUUAUAACCCCGAUGCAGUAGCUGAUUUUGAGGACGAGGCUUUUGCGUUCCUCGCUGACGACGAUCCCGAUCGUCCAUUCUAUCAUUACACUGGCGGAUCAUUAGCGGCCAAACCGGUAGAACCUGACUACAAACCUGAGUUCACCCACCCAGAUAAGCCUCCACCUGGAUUUACUUUUGAUUUUGCCCCACAAUCGUCUGCGCCUUCCACGCCCCCAUCGAAUUCCCGCUCAGUCAUCGUAGUAGAUGACUCUCCGGGUCCAAGCAGUGCUAGUAGCAGCCUAUCUGAGGAAGCAGGUGUCACUCUCGCUUGUGCUCAUUGUCGUGAUCCUCUUAUAUUGGGUGGUGCUGAUGUUGCAGAGGGAAGGAGUGGAAGAAAACUAUGGGGAUUACGGUGCGGCCACUUGCUUGAUGGCAAGUGUGUAGAUGGCAUCAUGAAACCAGCCAUCCCGGAUCCACCUCCUGAAUUUGACUUGAAACCCGACGUCAAAGGCAAGGGUAAGGCUAAUGCAGAGGCAUCGUACUGGGGUCCAUUAUUUUCAAAUCCCGUCACUCCUUCGAAAGGCAAAGGCAAAGCGGUUGAAAAUGAGAAUCAGGAUCGUGAUGUGGCUACAGAUACGCAUAUAUCCCCUUCACACCCCCAACCUCCAGAUGGAUCUAUACGGUCUCGUCUCCGUCCUCGUCAUCCACACUCUCCCAAUGCAAUGCACUCUACGGUUUCUUAUGACUUCCCAGCUUCCCCGUCACCGAACCGUAUAUCGGGUCGGUCUGGACCCAGGCGAAGAGGUCCAGCUAAUGCCAGUCCUAGCGGGUUCGGUUCACUCCGAUAUCGUGGGAAGGGUAAAGGGAAGGGCAAGGCCAAGGGGCCUACCAUUGAGGCUGAACAUGAAUGGAGAUGCCCUGUUAGUGGCUGCGAACAAAUCCAUGUUAGCCUUCUCAUCGACGGAAAAUGGACCGCGGACAAAACAAGGGGUGCCAUCGCUGUUUUCGUAUAAUCUCAUCGAUGACAUUAUCACUGUCUUGUCUCGCCGCUUGCUUGCGAUCUACGCAACGGAACCUGGAGUAACAUCGCAAAAUUUAAUAUUACUUUGUUUUCUCGACAUCUUGUUCACGGCAUUUGCCUGCUAAACCAUCAUCGCAGCUGAUGUUUAAUGUAUCACAUUUUUCUCACCUUCAA
This is a messenger RNA of Serpula lacrymans var. lacrymans S7.9, 1918 nucleotides long. RefSeq lists its product as uncharacterized. The record is from RefSeq and is a predicted model, not a curated record. NCBI's taxonomy places the organism in Eukaryota, Fungi, Basidiomycota, Agaricomycetes, Boletales, Serpulaceae. The coding region runs from base 63 to 1736 and encodes 557 amino acids. The transcript has 3 exons.